Solanum pennellii is the source of this 963-nucleotide messenger RNA. Its product is annotated as serine-aspartate repeat-containing protein I-like. The transcript has 6 exons. Lineage: Eukaryota; Viridiplantae; Streptophyta; Magnoliopsida; Solanales; Solanaceae. The record is from RefSeq and is a predicted model, not a curated record. Bases 1 to 963 code for a protein of 320 amino acids.
AUGGUGAUUGUGAUGAUGCUGAGUGCUGAUGGUGAUGGUGAUGAUGAUGACGACGAUGACAAGGACGAUAAUGGUGAUGGCGAUGGUGAUGGUGAUGGUGAUGGUGAUGGUGAUGGUGAUGGUAAUGGUGCUGAUGCUGAUGCUGAUGCUGAUGGAGAUGGUGGUGAUGAUGGUAAUGGUGAUGGUGAUGAUGAUGGUGAUGACGAUGAGAACGAUGAUGAUGACGGUGAUGGUGAUGGUGAUGGUAAUGGUGCUGAUGCUGAUGCUGAUGCUGAUGGAGAUGGUGGUGAUGAUGGUAAUGGUGAUGGUGAUGAUGAUGGUGAUGACGAUGACAACGAUGAUGAUGACGGUGACGAUGAUGGUGAUGGUGAUGAUGUUGAUGCUGAUGGUGAUGGUCAUGAUGAUGAUGAUGAUGAUGAUGGUGAUUAUGAUGAUAGUGAUGGUGAUGGUGAUGGUGAUGGUAAUGGUGCUGAUGCUGAUGCUGAUGCUGAUGGAGAUGGUGGUGAUGAUGGUAAUGGUGAUGGUGAUGAUGAUGGUGAUGACGAUGACAACGAUGAUGAUGACGGUGACGAUGAUGGUGAUGGUGAUGAUGUUGAUGCUGAUGGUGAUGGUCAUGAUGAUGAUGAUGAUGAUGAUGGUGAUUAUGAUGAUAGUGAUGGUGAUGGUGAUGGUGAUGGUAAUGGUGCUGAUGCUGAUGCUGAUGCUGAUGGAGAUGGUGGUGAUGAUGGUAAUGGUGAUGGUGAUGAUGAUGGUGAUGACGAUGACAACGAUGAUGAUGACGGUGACGAUGAUGGUGAUGGUGAUGAUGUUGAUGCUGAUGGUGAUGGUCAUGAUGAUGAUGAUGAUGAUGAUGGUGAUUAUGAUGAUAGUGAUGGUCAAAAUGAGGAAAGUAUAGAGAACUUCAGGUUGUCAAGCAAAAGGUCCAUUUCACGAGAUGCCAAACAAGUCGACGAAUCCAGCUGA